AGCUACGGUUAUCAACCCAGCUUAGGAUGGGGCAUUGCAUUCACCCUCCUGUUCACGGCGAUAGCGGUCGGGCAGACAGUCCAUUUGGUGCGCACUCGAGCCUUCUGGACCGUCGUGUUCAUCGUCGGUGCUAUAAUCGAAAUCAUCGGCUGGGUCGGACGGACGAUCAGCCAUCGGUGUCCAUACUCCGGGGUAUGUUUUCGCAUGCAGACGGCGACUUUAAUCAUGGGCCCCUCCUGGACCCAAGCCGGAAUCUACAUCACCCUGUGGGUUCUCAUCCGCGACAUCGGCCGCCACGUCUCCCCCUUCCCGCCAAAAACCUACCUCUUCAUCUGCCUAAUCAUCGACGUCGUCUGCCUCACCACCCAAGCCGUCGGCGGCGGCCUCACCAGCUCAGCCUACAGCCAGGGCAUCUCCACACAGCCCGGCACAACCACCAUGGUGGUAGGAAUCAUCGCACAGCUCGCCGCCGCAGUGAUAUUCUCCUUCCUCCUGGCCAUCGUGAUCUACCGCGGGGCGUCGGAUCUGCGGGCUAAUCGCCCGUUAUUCUACGUGGCGGCGGCGACGGUCUUCGCGACGGCAAUGAUGAUCAUGCGUAAUGUUUAUCGAUCGAUUGAGUUGACGGAAGGGUGGCGGGGAUAUCUCAUUUUGAAUGAGAGGUUUGUGUUGGCGUUGGAUGCGUUGCCGAUGGUUCUGUCGAUGGGGAUUUAUGUGUUUUUUAACCCGGGG
Aspergillus steynii IBT 23096 is the source of this 729-nucleotide messenger RNA. Its product is annotated as RTA1 domain-containing protein. Lineage: Eukaryota; Fungi; Ascomycota; Eurotiomycetes; Eurotiales; Aspergillaceae. Gene Ontology annotation, cellular component: plasma membrane; fungal-type vacuole. The transcript is spliced from 2 exons. The record is from RefSeq and is a predicted model, not a curated record. The annotation marks the transcript as partial.